Molecule: messenger RNA, 696 nt
Organism: Haemonchus placei
Lineage: Eukaryota; Metazoa; Nematoda; Chromadorea; Rhabditida; Trichostrongylidae
Source: the annotation of a GenBank genome assembly
AUGACUGUUCCUUUGUUGUGCCCUCCCGAAAUGGACAUCUUUGUGCUCAUGCUCCCAAAAGGAUCUGGGCCAAAACACUUUGUCAACCACCGCAUGGCAGCAACAGUACACGAGGUGUUCGAGGAGAUUGCCCCGAUCACCACUACACCCCAUGGGAAAGUCACUGUCGUUGGAGUGGGUCAGGUCGGCAUGGCAUGUGCCUACAGUAUCCUCCAACAGGACUUCCGAUGUACUGUACAGAGCAUUUCAAACUUUAUCCCAGUGAUGGCAGCAUUCUAUUGCCCAAAUGGGUCUGGAAUCUUCUGGGAUACGCAGAAUGUGGAAAUCUUCAAAGGAAUUAUUCCUAACCUUGUAAAAUAUUCGCCAGACACUAUCCUCAUGGUUGUCUCUAAUCCAGUCGACGUUCUCACAUAUGUGACGUGGAAAAUCUCUGGUCUCCCCAAGGAACGUGUAUUUGGUUCGGGAACAAAUCUCGAUUCAGCAAGAUUCCGCUUCUUGCUGUCUGAAAAGCUGCACAUCGCUCCAUCUUCAUGCCACGGAUGGAUUAUUGGAGAACAUGGCGACUCCAGCGUGGCUGUCUGGUCCGGCGUCAACGUUGCUGGUGUGACCCUUUCGAACGUUAAACCCGAGAUUGGAGGAUCAGAAGAUGACGAACACUGGGAGCAGGAGAUUCACAAGAAAGUCGUAGAAAGGUAA